UUCACUUCACCUCUGCUGCCUAUCAAUUGCUUCUUCACUCAGUCACCACUCUCUCACUUCUGCUUCAAAGAUUAUUCUUGAAGGUCUGGAGUCAGCAAGAAAUGGGGGCUUCUGGAAAAUGGGUCAAAGCUUUGAUAGGGAUUAAAAAACAAGAUAAAGAUGACAAUGAAAAGAUUAGUGGAAAGAGCAAAAAAUGGAAGAUCUGGAAAGGUGUGAAAAGGCCCGAUGGAAUGAAUGCCGGCCCGGAUUUCUCCUCCGAGUCCUCAUCAUUCAACGCCGCCGUCGCCGCCGUGGUCAGAGCGCCGCCGAAGGACUUCCGCGCCGUGCGCCAAGAAUGGGCCGCCAUCAGAAUCCAAACCGCUUUCAGAGGAUUCCUGGCAAGAAGGGCUUUGAGGGCAUUGAAGGGAUUAGUGAGGCUUCAAGCAAUUGUCAGAGGGAGGCAGGUUAGGAAGCAGGCUGCAGUGACUCUGAGGUGUAUGCAGGCUCUUGUUAGGGUUCAGGCCCGGGUCCGGGCCCGUCGUGUCCGGAUGUCCGUGGAGGGCCAGGCUGUGCAGCGCCUCCUUGACGAGUGCCACCGCGAGAAUGAGGUCUUGAAGGAGGCUGAGGAUGGAUGGUGUGAUAGUAGAGGGACUCUUGAAGAGGUUAAGGCCAAGAUUCAAAUGAGGCAAGAGGGAGCUGUCAAGAGAGAGAGAGCCCUUGCUUACUCUCUUGCUCAAAAGUGGAAAUCAAGCCAGAGUUGUGAUUCAUGCAUCACUGUGCCAAAAUGUCAAGGCUUGGACAAGAACACCUCUGGGUGGAGCUGGCUGGAGAGGUGGAUGGUGGCGAAGCCGUGGGAGACUCGGCUCAUGGAGAAAUCGAGCACUGAGGAUCGAACCUCUGAUUCGACCCCGUUAGUCAAAGAAUGCAAUAAGAGCAAUGUCUCUAAGCUGUCUGAGCCAAGUUUGGUGAAAGUGAGGAGGAACAACAUGACCAAGAGGAUAUCAGCAAAGCCUCCACUCUUUGCUCACUCAUCGUCGAGCCCUAGCUACGAGGAGAACUCGACCUCAUCAUCGAUCUUCACAACAACUCCCAUCUCGGGAAACACUGCUUCGGACAGGACUGAUGAGGGCAGCAGCAUCAGCAGGCCGAACUACAUGAACUUGACUGAGGCAACGAAGGCGAAGCAGAGGAGGCACGGGGCUCAGAGGCAGCAGUCCAUGGAUGAGUUUCAGUUUCUCAACAAGUCCAUGGCUUUCACCAAUGCUGAUUCUAGCACCCUGCCUCGACCCCUUUGCAUCCCGACACGAAUGGAGAAGGGGGUUUUCUAGGGUUAGAGGAAAGAAUGUGGAUUGGAACUUACAACAGCUUGAUUGUUUGUUAUUCAUUUCUGCAUUGUGUAGUAUAGUAGAGUAAUUGUUAAUGAGUUUUGCCAUGAAAUGAAAGACUGCUUUUUGAUCA
Molecule: messenger RNA, 1437 nt
Organism: Salvia hispanica
Lineage: Eukaryota; Viridiplantae; Streptophyta; Magnoliopsida; Lamiales; Lamiaceae
Source: RefSeq, a predicted model, not a curated record